CACACUAAACUCAUUUAUCAUUCUACAGUUAUUUGUAAUUUAAAAAUGAUAAUGAUUAUUCACUUGUUCGAGUUUUUCCUAUUGCUCUUAACGGUUACUGUUGCCCGGAUUUUACCGCCUCAUUGCUGGGUUUGGACUUUAAUUACGUUUAAUUUUUACAAUGUACAUAUUUUUCACCUUCUUCUCGAUAUGGUUACGGUAUACCUCGUUGACGUAGUAAUGUUUCCAUCGUGGAAAUUAACAGAAGUCAUCAAAUGCUGCGCUAUAUCUCAAAUUUUUGCAACUUUUCUUGUUGUUUCUACUCUUUUUAUCAGCUACGCUUGUACAUUUAAUCUUGACCUUCUAUGGGUCGCUCCAAUCUGCGGUUUGACUCCUUUAUUUGGUACUGUUCUAGUCGUCGCACGUCAGUUAACCCCAGACAAUAUUCUUGCAACAUUGCCUUUGGGCAAGUUUCGGAUCAAGCAUAUCGCGUUUACCAUGUUCUUCUGUUUUCUCUUUUUCCCAAUCUUGCGAAUUAGCGAUUAUGUUCAUUUUCUUCUUUUCUCAUAUGGAGCAUUCGUAACCUGGAUUUACCUCCGCUUCUUUCAAAGGCACAACAACGGCGAUGUUGGUGACACCACAGAUGCUUUUAAAUUCUCAGGUAGGGGUCAGUAUAUCACUCUUUAUAGAUUCUUUCCGAAUCAUUUAGAACCGCCCGUAUCAAUAGCAUCAAAUGCUAUCUACAAUCUUAUGGUUAAAAUUCACAUCUGUCCACCGAAAGCCGUCAUUGAAACAGAUUAUGUAGAUCCGGCAUUUACUGUUCGAAUAGUUUCUAAUGGCGAUAAAAGUCCUAGUGGGUACGUCUCCAUGCCUCCUACUUUCUAUAUAUUUACUUAUUUCCUUUGUAUUGAUUAA
Molecule: messenger RNA, 894 nt
Organism: Rodentolepis nana
Lineage: Eukaryota; Metazoa; Platyhelminthes; Cestoda; Cyclophyllidea; Hymenolepididae
Source: the annotation of a GenBank genome assembly